AUGAAACAAUCAGAGACGAUGAUGCAUGUUCAACACCAAUCCGAGCAAACUUUUGUUGAAUUUCUGUCGUGUCUGUACAAGGCCACCCAACGACAGUCUUCCAUGAAAGCAACAACCAUCCAAUUAUCAAAAUCAUUCCUCCUCCACCAAAUUCAAAAUAGCCACGUUUUUAAACAAUUGUUUCGAUCCAACAGUUCUUCUGUUUCACAACAUUCUUCUCUUCGUUUGAUUUAUGAUUUGUAUCACUUGUCCGUAGGCUUGAGACAAUGUGUCUUGUUGGAUUAUGUGAUGAUUGCAAAAGAAGAAAAAUUAUGUCAAUUAUUAUUUGAUUUUUCAAAAGAAUGGACUCGAGCAACACGACUGAAAUUGAUGAAAAUUGAAUUUGUGACAUUGUUGGGAGGGAAUUGGGAAGAGAUGAUAUUCACAUAUUUGAUUAAUGAAAAUCAAUUGAGGAAUAGAGCUAAACAAAUCAUCAAUGCACAGGAAUCUUCAGCGAGACUGACGAUCCGAGAUCGAUUAUUUGUCAAUAUUGACAUUCUGGAAGCAGAACCAAGAUCCAUUCCAUGUUUGUUAGAAGAGAGCUCUCAUCGAUUGAACGAUAUUGAUGCAUUCGCAAAGCAAUUGUUUAAGGAAAUUGAUUUACGAAUGAUGGCAGAAAAUUGUGAAGACCUUCAAGUUCCGAUUAUAAAUUUAAAAUUCCUGAAAGAAUCCUUUGAAAAUGGCACACUUUCAUACAUUCCCUUUGAUGCUACCUUGAUGAAUGCUCUGCUCUUGAACUACCCAAUCAUUCUAUUUUACGGUUCGCGAUUUAACACGAGUAGUGACAGCAACAAGAUGAACUUUGUAGCGAAUCAUUGCUUGAAUAAUUUAAAUCUACAACGAUAUUCCCUAUUCUCGUCACUAUUGGUGGACGGUCCAUUCAUUUUGCAGUUUGUAAUUCCAAGCGAAUUAUAUGAAGAACAUCGCUCCGUAUUCGACAGCUGCAUCGUCGCAUGGCUUGAAAAUGUGAAAAGCUCUGUGAACAGCACUUCAGAAGAAAGAAAUGGACUAUACUUGAAAAUUGAAUCUCUGAAUCAUGAUAAUAUUGUUCUCUAA
Molecule: messenger RNA, 1095 nt
Organism: Naegleria fowleri
Lineage: Eukaryota; Heterolobosea; Eutetramitea; Acrasida; Naegleriidae
Exons: 1
Coding region: 1-1095 (364 amino acids)
Source: RefSeq, a predicted model, not a curated record